GCUAAAGAGAGAGGCUGCCUGCUGAACUCAGAAGAGCCCAAGAUGAAUAAGGUGGAGCUCUUAUCAUGCUGUGUUAGGGGAGACAGUUUGGCAUCUCAGGCACAGGAAAUGUUGAUGAGAUAUGGCAGCAAUGCAGUAGAAUUUGCCAGUCACAACCAGCAGCCUUUUUCCCCCUCAUCUGCUCCAAAUUGGUUCCUGACAGUGAUUAAUUUCUGGAAUGACAAGUGCCAGGGCUCCAAUCUGCCUGUAAGCAAUGCAUUCUAACAUAGAAGACUGCCCCCAGAUGUGUGGGCAUCUGGCUGUGGCUACAAAGGACCAUCCCCAAUGCAAGCUGCAGGAGAUACCCUUCUAGAGGAUGUCCAGAGGCUCUUUGAAGACCUGGAAAAUUUCCUUGUGGAGGGACUGCAGGAAGAGAACCUCAGUGCUACAGAGAAGGUGCAGAGGGAUGCAAUCUUGUUUGAUAUCAAGCAACUUAAAGAGAGGUAUCAUUGGGGAUCCCUGCCUGGUGCUGAGAACAACUUACAGAAGACCACUCAAGAGCAAGGAGUAAUUCUGAAACAAGGAUACUUGGAAAAGAAAUCCAGAGACCCCACAAUCUUUGGCUCUGAGUGGCAGAAGCGAUGGUGUGUCCUUGACAAAAUGGCCUUCUACUACUACGCAAAUGAAAAAAGCAAGCAACCCAAAGGCAUGUUUGCCAUUAAGAACUACCAUGCCCAGCUGGCUUUCCACCUACGCAAGGAUUCUCGAAGAGAUUGCUGUUUCAACCUGACUUGUCCCGGUAAACGUACCUAUGAGUUUACAGCUGCUAAUCCUGAAGAAGCUGUGGACUGGGUGGAUCAGAUCCUAUUCCUGCUUAAGGAUAUGAGCUCUUUUGUUAUCCCCUGUGAGGAGGAGGAGGAGGAGGAGGACAGCAAUAUCAAAGAAGAGGCCUAUGAUGACAUAGACAGUUUUGAUUCCCCCAAUGCGACACUUCAUCAGGAUACCACUUUGCAUCUGGAGAAAGAUGAGGCCAAUGGACAGUGUGAAGAGUGCAUUUAUGAAGUUCUUCCAGAUGAGGAACUUGGCUUGCCUGCUACGGACAACAGAGAAGGUUCUGGAAAUAAGGAGAAAACAGAAGAGCUCAUAAGAAAUUAUGCAAAUUACUAUCAAGGUCUGUGGGACUGCACUGGUGGCCAUCCAGAUGAACUAUCAUUCCAACGGGGAGAUUUGAUACACAUCAUCAGCAAGGAGUAUAACAUGUAUGGCUGGUGGGUCGGAGAGCUGAACAGCAUAGUGGGAAUUGUCCCAAAGGACUAUCUUGUACCUGCCUAUGAUGUGGAAGAAAGAUGAACAGCAGAUAACCUGGAUCUCAUCUCUUCCCAUCCCUUUGCUUUGCUGAUGCACCAGAAAAACUUCCUAGAAUCCUCUUUGCUAUUCUGAAGAAAUAUAUGUGUGCCACAAGACAUCCUCAGUCAACAUUCAAUCUGCUGCAGAGGCAUGGUCCUCUCCAUCGUUCCUUCGGUCUUUUCCAAACUGAGCUAUGGUAUUUCAUAUCCUAGACUUUUGCUGUAGUACUUUUUUUCCAUUUAGCACACACUCUUGUUCUGGAGUGUUGAUCACAGGAGAAGCUGGGCAGAUAUGCCAUAUACAUGAGAAGAACUGCCAAGUGGAUUUGGGGGGGAAACUUGAUUCUGCAGAACGCUCUGGGGGAAGGAUGU
Molecule: messenger RNA, 1697 nt
Organism: Rhineura floridana
Lineage: Eukaryota; Metazoa; Chordata; Lepidosauria; Squamata; Rhineuridae
Gene: SKAP1
Product: src kinase associated phosphoprotein 1
Exons: 13
Coding region: 325-1329 (334 amino acids)
Cellular component (GO): plasma membrane; cytoplasm
Molecular function (GO): protein binding
Source: RefSeq, a predicted model, not a curated record